This is a messenger RNA of Microplitis mediator, 1666 nucleotides long. RefSeq lists its product as uncharacterized. The record is from RefSeq and is a predicted model, not a curated record. Gene Ontology annotation, cellular component: cytosol. The transcript has 8 exons. NCBI's taxonomy places the organism in Eukaryota, Metazoa, Arthropoda, Insecta, Hymenoptera, Braconidae. Bases 23 to 1318 code for a protein of 431 amino acids. Gene Ontology annotation, biological process: regulation of translational initiation. Gene Ontology annotation, molecular function: protein binding; RNA binding; translation activator activity.
UCGUCACGUCGCAUUAGCUAAUAUGCGGGAUUUAUUAGAUAAAAAAAAUAGUGCUAUUGCGGCAGUUAAGUCUAAGCCGACUAUUGAAAUUUAUCGGCCACCAGGAGGAAGAAACGAUAUCACGACGGCCAAUCAACAAUUAAACGUACACGCUAAAGAGUUCACAAUGAAGCACAACGACGGGCAUCAUCAUAAUAUAAAUAACAAUAAACCGAUGACAAACGAUAACAGAUCUUAUUAUCUGCAACACAGUAAAUCAAGCGGGAAUAUACAACGUUACUUGUAUGCCCAACAGCAGCAACAGUAUCAGCAUCCACAUCAGCAACAGCAUCAGCAUCCACAUCAGCAUCAGCAUCAACAUCAACAAUUGUCUUAUCAUCCUAGUCACAAUAUCGUUAAUUAUCACGGCGCAUCGCGGCACUCCCACGCACUUAAUACAUCAGCCUCAAGCGGUAAUAUCUUACAUGCAAAUGUCAGUCGGGUCCACUUCAAUGUCGAGCCAAAAACAAUUAAUUCGACAGUUAAACCGGGAAAAUUGACUAAAUCAUUGUCCUUUGUCUCUUCCUACGGAUUAAAACGGUCAAAGAGUUUUAAUAGCGACGUACUUGCUAGUAAAGCUAAUAAUAUAUCCGACGUUGCGGCUCUAGGUAAAUUUCCUGCGGCAAUACAAGACGUACUUAUUAAAGCAAUCGAAGAUCCUAAUGUCCUUAAUUCCCGUUCCUUGAUGGAAUUAGUUAGACAUGUCCUCGGAAGAGUAGUCGAGCUGCGGAAAUACGCGGAACCCGCAGCUAAAAUUUGUAUUAAAAUAAUCGAGAAAGAAAUAAAAGAAACAUUUCUUGAAUCUCUGCUAAAUACCUGCCAACAAUUGUAUCAAGAUCACACGCGGUCUCUGCACGAUCCUUCAGUCUGCCAUCGGUUUUCAGCUUUCAUGACAUUCCUCAAUGAAAUGUAUUGUCAGUUGAAACGACGGCAAUUGCAAUUAAAAACACAACAGGAAGGUGUUCCGCCAGGUAGAGUUUUGUUGACUCUUCUGUGGAAAUGUUGUCAGGAUUGUCUGCAGGGUUCUUUUAUUAAUUCUUUACCUGAAAUGGAAUGUUUGUUUUACAUUUUAACCUGCAUCGGAAAAGAUUUAGACGUCGAGUUACCGGUACAAUUGGAACAAUUAUUAGCAAAUGUACGGGAUAGUUUUCUCAUUGACAAUUCAACACAACCAGCAAUUCGUAAGAUCCUAUUGCAAAUAAUAGAGCUACAUGCUGCGCACUGGCAACUUCCUGCCUCCGCCCUCGUUUAUUAUUACCCCGGCUCCUCGAAAUCAUAACCGAUCAUUUUUACACCCUUGACAUAAAUAUAUUUAUUUUUUACUCUCACUUAAAUUUUAAAUAUUUAUUUAUUUCGAUAAAAUUUCUUAUUUAUAAAUGAAACAAUUAAAUUAAUUAAUUGAUUAAUUUUUUUAGCAUUUACUAAACAUAAUCGAACACGCGAUUCUUUAAUAAAUCUUAAAUAAUUUUAAAUAAUAAAAAAAUAAAUAAUUAAUUCGAGGUCAUAUCAACAGACGGACUCGAUCCGGUAACCUUGCAGUAGAUCCUAUUAAUUGUUUUCCUGUAAUAUUUUUAUUGUAUUUUAUGGAGAUUAAUGAGAUGAAAAUAAAUAUUAUUAUUAUUAUAAU